CAUUCUGUGUUGUGUCUGACGGUCUGUUUCGAUGCGAUUCCGUGAGUGACUGACUGACUGACCUGAAGCGGAGCGUUGUUCUGCCAUGCUCCAGCAGAGGCCCCCCAUGUGCCAACCUGCACCAGAGAAGUUGCUGAUUCUGGGGGUGAGACUGAGGAGCACCUCCCCUACUCCACAUCGAGACAUGGUUUAGCCCAACCUGUCCUGCAGUCAACAUGAUGGCCUCUGUGGUUGCUAACGGAAACAGGAAGAAGUCACUGUCCCUGAAAGGGGUGGAUCCAGAAACCUGCAUGAUCGUCUUCAGAAACCACUGGGCACAGGUGGUGAAGAUCUUGGAGAAACAUGAUCCAGUCCAUAGCGGUGGCUGCCUUCGUCUCGGCCCUAUCCCAGGCGACGAGGCCAGCGCGGUACAGAACUACGUAGAACACAUGCUGUUCCUGCUGAUGGAGGAGGAAAGCGGAGCGAUGGGGACCAUCCUAGAGUUCGUUGUCGGAGAAGGCGUGAUGGAGAGGCUGUUCCUCUGGAGUCUGAGACGACACUUCACUGAUGAUAUGAAACUGGAACAAUUGAGGAUGUACCAGAUGUUACUAUCUCAGGCCAGACAGCCUCUACUGCACCACAAACCUGUUCUACGACCCUUAAUGAUGUUGUUGUCCUCCUGUGCUGGAGCUGGGAACGGAGGAAGAGGAGGAGGGUCAGUGGAAGCAGAGUUGGUCCUCCUGCUCAACCAGCUGUGUUGCGCGCUGGCUAAGGACCCCUCAGUGUUAGAGUUAUUCUUCCACACCAGUGAGGACCAGGGGGCAGCCAACUUCCUGCUCUUCUCCCUGCUGAUCCCCUUCACCCAUCAGGAAGGCAACGUAGGACAGCAGGCCCGGGAAGCUCUGCUGCUCAUCAUGCAGCUGUCGACCUUCAACCCCAGAGUCGCUACACACAUCACAGACAACACGUACUUCUGUCCUGUUCUGGCUACAGGUCUGAGUGGUUUGUAUUCCUCUCUACCUGCGAAGCUACAGGUGUAUAGUGAAGACUGGCACUGUCUGGAGAGAGCUGACUGGAUACAGGUUCCGGCUUUGGUCCAGUUCCUAAACUCUCUGCAGUUCUGCUGCUCUGUCAUUAAGGCUGGCCAUCCCUCCAUCAGAGGUCAGUUGCUGAGAUAUAUCUACAACGGCUUCCUGGUUCCUGUACUGGCGCCAGCUCUGCACAAGUGUACACUAGAAGAGGUGAUGACCACUACAGCGUACCUGGACCUCUUCCUCCGCUCGGUGUCAGAGCCCAACCUCCUCCAGACCUUCCUCUCCUUCAUACUGCUACACACACACGACAACGUCCAGCUUCUAGACACACUGGUGUCCAGAGUUAACACCCCCUUCCAGUUAGGUACAGUGUCUCUGGCUCUGUUCCGAACGCUCAUUGGUCUGUUCUGUGAAGACGUCAUGCUUCAGCUCAUACUCAGGUAUCUGAUCCCGUGUACACACCUGUGUGUGAGAGAACGUCGCUCUCUGAAGGACAGAGAGGUCUUCUCUUCAUCAGCUGUUAAAUUCCUCUUCCUCACUCCCUCCUGGUGCCCCCUGCGCCUCGGAGCCGCACACACUCAUACCCAACACACCCACUGGGCCACGGGGACAGACGCUCCCAUGUCAGAGAGUGACAGUGUUGGUUACUCCACGAUGUACAGGACAGACCUUCUGAUGAAUGCUAAUUAUCUCCAAUACCUCUGGGAUGCUCGAGUUGGGAUCGCCGCAUCGCUCCAGGCCUGUCUGGUCUGGUCUGGUCCCUACGACGGGGAGAACCCUGCACCUCGGGAGGAGGAAGACGGGGAAGGAGAGAGAGAGGAGGAGGAAGACGGGGAAGGAGAGAGAGAGCAAGAGAAAACGGAUCAAACUUUUACCUGGACUUCAUCUCCCAGCCCUCCCCUCCCUUCCCCCCCUGUAACCAUGGGAAACCAACACAGAGGGGGAGACAGAGGGGACGGGGGAGGGAGGGGGAGUGUGGUAGAUUUGGAGUGGGAUGAUAGUUACGAGUGGGAUGAUAGCGCCCCCCCUGUACAUAUCGAAACCCCUCAGCAUAUCCAGGAAAUGAGACGUUCGGCCGUAAUGUUGAUCCAAGGCUCCUACGUAGAAGAGUCCGACUUUCAGGACGACGUAUUGGUCUAUAACCUCGUAGCGCGGAGAGACGCCGCUCGUAGCCACGCGGCGGAAUACAAACCGAGCCGCAGGACCGCUCCACAGACCAGGAAACCGCUUGUCGGGAGCACAACCUCAACCGCACCUGUUCACAGACAUGGAACAGGUCGACGAGAGGAAGAGGGGGUGAGAGAGGAAGAGGGGGUGAGAGAGGAAGAGGGGGUGAGAGAGGAAGAGAGGGUGAUCAACGAGGAGGUCGAUGACCUGACCACAGCAGAACGUCAGGAGAGAACCACCUCAGAGAAUCACACACGCCUUGUCCCUGGAGUCGAGGAGAAACAGCAGACCGAUGCCUCGGCGGCGGGUGACAACUUCCUGUCCCAGUAUCGGGAGCUCAUGCGCUCGCUGGGGGCGGAGCCUGAUGACGUCACCGAUGACAUCGCAGAGUUCAGGAAGCGCGUGUUGGCUCUGGCCCAGGGAGAGGAGGAGGAGGAGGAGGAGGAGUUGGACUUUAGUGUGUUCUCUACAGACUCACCGGAACCGAACGAUGCCGAUCUGGAACCGGAGAACAGUCCAGAACUGACGAGGAACAGCCAAGACAGAAAACAUGGGAUUCCCUUCACUGGCCCGUUCAUUAGUGUUCUGCUGUCUCGGUUGGAGAACCUGUUUGAGAACCCUAUUCCAGUCAACCUGCUGGUUACAGGCAUCCUGUCUCAGCUCGCCAAAUACCCCCAGCCUCUCCUGCGAGCUUUCCUGCUGAACACGCACGCUGACCCACAGCCCAACGUACGCACACUAUACCAGAGCUCCUCCAGGACAGCCAUAGUGAUAACAGGAAGAGUGUUCUACCCAAUGGAACACAGCAGAUAA
Messenger RNA from Salmo salar (Atlantic salmon), 2993 nucleotides. The record is from RefSeq and is a predicted model, not a curated record. Lineage: Eukaryota; Metazoa; Chordata; Actinopteri; Salmoniformes; Salmonidae.